Blastomyces gilchristii SLH14081 is the source of this 204-nucleotide messenger RNA. RefSeq lists its product as uncharacterized. The coding region runs from base 1 to 204 and encodes 67 amino acids. The transcript has 3 exons. Lineage: Eukaryota; Fungi; Ascomycota; Eurotiomycetes; Onygenales; Ajellomycetaceae. The record is from RefSeq and is a predicted model, not a curated record.
AUGACACUGAAAGUCACUGCUCUUAUCAUAGAAUCAAUGUUAAUGACAAGUAUUGAGUCAGUUGAUGAUCAUGAUAUUGAGAUUUUGACUCUUUGUAUUGAAAAUGAGGCUCUGUGCAUGGAGAAUGCAGCUCUGAAGAUCAAAUUCAGAACUAUUACAAGCCUUCUUCAGGCCACUCAAACUGUCCUUGAGAAUGACAUAUGA